CGCGGGGGCGUGGCGAAGGGCAGGGUGCAGUGACUGUGACUCAGGCUCCUUCGUUCGCUAACUCAGUUUGGACUCUGGACUCUCUGACUACGUUCCUCACGGGGUAGGUCUCCAGCGAGCUCGGGAUGUUCGAGAAGAUCGAGGCGAGCCGCGGUCGGUUCCUUCCAGCCACCAAGGGAGUACACCUGACCCAGCCCCCCAAGGGGGAUCCACUGGUGGCUGCGGAGCGCGACUGGGACGCGUCGACCACCAAAAGCAGCGACCGCCACUGUCCGACCUACGGCCGGGUCUUGGAGGACGUCAACCGCCUGUCCAACCUCCUGGGUCGCUUCUUGCAAGCGACGGACGAACUGGUCGGCGCAAACGCGGCGCGGACGCAGCCGCUGACCAGGUCGCUCGCAGAUCGCCGGUCCUACCGCCGAAGUUUGCGGCUGGAGCGGAGCGACUCCGGCGUGAGCGCAGGGGCUCGGGCGCAGAGCAGGAAAGUAGCGGCAGAUCGGCGGCAGGAUGGAGAGGACCCGGUGGACGAGGGUCUGGCCGAGCACGAAUGGAUGAUGGCGGCGGCCGGAGGCGAUCUGGAGAAGCUGGCAGCGCUGCUGGAUUCGGUGCCCGGUCUGUUGAACAGGAAGGACCCGGUGACGGGGCUGACGGCGGCGCACUGGCUCGCCAAGAAGGGAAACGACGGAGCGCUGCGGGAACUGGUGUGCCUGGCGGAAAGUCGUGGUCUGCGCCUGGACCUGAACUGUCGGGCCGGCGGAGGGGGCCACACACCCUUGCACCUGGCGGCCAUGCAGGGACACCAGAUGGUCAUCAAGCUACUGAUCGGCGCCUACAACGUCGACGUGGACGCCCGUGACUUCGGCGGUAGGAAAGCCUGGCAUUACCUGGCCAGCGGGGUCCCCGGCAAACUCCGGGAGCUGGUCGGGGCGCAGGAUCAGGAGCGCCCGAACGGGACUGCAGACCACCCCAAGAAGUGCCCCCAGUCGCAGGAGGAAGAAACUCAAGUGGACAGUCCGUCCAAAAAGCCCCAGUUCCUUGUAAUCGCCUCAUUGCAGAGAAUCUUACACUCAAGCUAUUGGCGCUGGUGGAAACGCUCCUCGGUUUAGACUGAGACUAUACAAUACAGUAAACUAUAGCCGCGGCGUGGACUGAGAACCCGGCACUACUAGAUUUUCUAUAGCACCAGCCAUGUUCUCAUUGACGGGGCAUCCCAAAGCACUUUAUCUCUGUGAAGAAAUCGCUGCCGGACAGCAAAUGAACCAACGAACAUUAAUCUCUAGUGCUAAAUUUAACGUGAUCAACGCGUAUAUAUCUUUGAAUUGCGUUGUAAAGCACAAUUAUUUGCUCUCAAAAUUAUGAUGUAUUUUACUGACAAUUUAUGACAUAUUGGUUUCCAUUUUCAAAUGGUAAAUUUAUUGAAAAAAAAGCUUUUCACUUUGAGUCCUUGCACGAUGAUAUGCCACAUCUAUACUUCCCAGUAAUAACUACAUUAUAUGUUCUGGGAGCAGUACGGGAAUUUCUUUGUUGUUGUUCUUAUGUGCAAUUUAUAAAUAAGGAAAAUAAUAGAUUUGGUACCUGGUGACGAUGGUAAUUGUGUGAUGAUGCUACUGAAUUGAUAAGAUUUAAUACUUGAUCUUGACUGUAUUUAUUUUCCCCACUCACCUUGCCCCUUGCCUGGUUUCGCCUAUCACCUUCCAGCCUGUACCCGUUGCCCUCCUCCCAGCUACUUACUCUAACUUCUUCCCCCUUCCCCUCCCGUCCUCUUGAGCGUCAACUGUUUAUCCUUUCCACAGAUUCUGCCUGACCUGCUGAGUUCCUCCAGCAUUUUGUGUGUGUUUACCUCAGGUUUUCCAGCAUCUGCAGAAUCUCCUCUUUUUAUAUUUAUUUUCAGUAUGUUUUCCAAAAAAUCAGUUUAAAUUUUACUUCAUUUGGGAACUUUUGUACUAGAAAUCUCUAUUUUGUGCCAUUAAUGUGUAUUUGACAAAACCUUUGACUCAUGGUUUAUUACUAUGUGUAAAAGAAAUUCACCUGUGACAUUUAUAUUGAUUGUGUGAUUGAGUAUUAAUCAUAAAGACCAUGAUUAAUAAUGGACACAAUAAAAGCAACUGGAAAAUGA
Hypanus sabinus (Atlantic stingray) is the source of this 2116-nucleotide messenger RNA. Its product is annotated as ankyrin repeat domain-containing protein SOWAHC-like. The record is from RefSeq and is a predicted model, not a curated record. The coding region runs from base 126 to 1106 and encodes 326 amino acids. The transcript has a single exon. NCBI's taxonomy places the organism in Eukaryota, Metazoa, Chordata, Chondrichthyes, Myliobatiformes, Dasyatidae. Gene Ontology annotation, molecular function: protein binding.